GGAGAGGAGCUGAUGUAGAAGUGCAGCUGUACCUGUAYGUCUCAACAGGCUGACAUGUCUCUGUUAUUUUUUCCCCUCACUUUGCAUAAGGGUAGACAACUUUGGAAAUGAGGAAUAACGUUUUCUGCAAACUUCUGUUUCUUUCUUGAAAUGAAUGGAGAUCUCAACAAAGACUUAUUGUGCACAUGAAUGAGUCGAGCACAAGGAAAGAUGAAUACAUGGACACAUCAUUUCCAGUGGYUCCUCUUGGUGCUCUGUGUAAUAAACCUGAGCAUCCAGUCAGUGUCCAGUGGCAACCAAAGCUCCCGAGGACAGACAGGAUCAUCACAGGAGAGGACAGGGACUUGUGAAGUAGUUGCUGCUCAUCGUUGCUGCAAUAAGAACAAGAUUGAAGAGCGCUCUCAAACAGUCAAGUGCUCCUGCUUCCCAGGACAGGUAGCAGGGACAACAAGGGCGCUGCCCUCUUGUGUGGAAGCUUCUAUUGUGCGUCUGAAAUGGUGGUGUAAAAUGGAGCCGUGUCUGGAAGGGGAGGAGUGCCGAGUCCUUCCUGACCUCACUGGUUGGUCGUGCAUCUACGGGAACAAAGUGAAGACCACGAAGGUGGGGCGAUAACAAAGCCAACUGAUAAGCCACGCCUGACCUGCUGCAAACAACUGUAGUAACACCGGACCCCCCGUCAGAUAAAGCAAGAAAUGUAGAAGUUUAAUUAGAUGCUUCCUGACUGAGCUUUAAACUGUCGGAACUCAUUAUUCAUAUUUCUUUGUCUUUGAACGGUUUUUGUUUUGUUUUAAAUCCCACCGAGAGAGCAAUUUAUUACGAACUGUUGCCAGAUAAAAUGAUUUAGCCCGCCCCCACCCCCCAAUUCAAACUGCCAAGAGCUUCUGCAAAGGAAAAAAAAAAGGGGGGGGGGUAUUCUUUUUUUCUUUUUUUUGUGCUUGAAACUUGAAAUGCCAGGCACAUUGUGAUGUGCUCAAUCAAAGUUUGGAUGGAGCUGCUGGCAGGCGUUUAAAAAGAGAUUUUGUGGAUUUUCAGGUAGCAGAAAUGUGAACCCRGUCCGUGGCUCGUGACUUUCUGCCGCUCAAAGCAGUAGACCACAAAAUACUGAGAAAUUUAUGAUUACAAUGUGGAGCGGUUGAAGUCAUCAUCGUCCCUUGGUUUCAGCUUUCCACACGGUCAGAUCACUGCAGACUCGUCCUUACCGCAGUAAUUCACACUCUCCCCAGACACACACAUACACGCACACACACACACAUACGCACACACACACAGGCAGGCAGCUUCUUUACUCCACCAGCUGGACAGGCCACCACCUGCAAGGCUGUGAUGGCGCACACACAAGCCUGAAGUCCUGACACAAAAAAAACAAGGAGUCUUUGAAAUGCUAAUCAUGAGGAGAAAGAGGAGAGAAAAGAAGAGGAGCUCCUUCACUACUGACUCUUUACAUUCAGCUUUUUUAUUUUAUUUAUUUUAGUUUAUUUUGUUUAGCUCUACACUGUGUGCUCCUGUUGAGAGGACUCUUCUUAUAGUAAUGAUAGGAAACUGUUGUUUUUCUGCCUUGGAACAAAAUGUGGCCAUUAAGAAAAAAAGUUGUUUAUUACCAUUUAAUCAGUCGUUUCCUUAUUAUGCACAACAUUCAUUUUAGACCCACCCUGAGUGUCUCUCUUUUAUUGCCUAAGUUCAGCCAGCAUUUUUACCUUUGUUACCAAAGGGAAUUUUUAAAAUAACACAAAUCUAGCAGCUGCAAAUCAUUCCGUUUUAGGCGUCAGGCUUGUAUGAAGGCCACACGCUGUGCUCGCUGAAAGCAGCUGAAUUCUAAGCAGCUUGCUCAACAUCACACAAUUAUGCAUUAUGAUUGUUUUGGCGAAGACAGGCUUCUUCACUGAGCCCCAUCACGCUGUUCCAACAUUUUGUACACGGGUUUGCUUUGUAAACAGCCGGGUUUUAAUUGUCAUUGAAUGUUUUGGAGGGCUGUGGAUGUUGAUAAGAUCAAAUAUCUUUUUUUUGAAAGAUUCACAUGAAGAUGAGGAGUUAAUUCCUCUCCUAAAAAUGGUGAGGUAAUUGAGAGUAAUUGAGUUUUUUUUUUUUUUUUUUGGUAUGCGUCAUUUGCAGCUUAACCCAGCCAAAGCUUGAAAUUCUGAUCAUGCAGGCCUGGUACAGAACAAAUCCAGCAUCAGUGGGAUAAAGAAAGAUGAUGGUUUGUUGACAAAAAUACAUUUUUUUUAGGAUUUGGACUCAGCUGUUGUUAAAACAUGUUCACAUGUGUGGAAGCAAUAAACCAAAACCUGCACAAUAUAUUUCAAUUAGUUCCAGCAAUAAUUGACCAAUUAUUAURUGGGACUGAAAUCUGUUGCUGUAAAUAGAGACAGAUUACACUGCACUGUGAAAAAGUUUGUGGGACAUUUGUUCUGGAAACACAAGAAGAAUAUGAUUAUCCAAUAAAUCCACUGGGAAUUUGAUUUUAUACUGAGUUUUAGAACGUUCAGCAUAUUCGUGGAAAACUUUAGCACCAAACUUUUAUGGGUUAGAUUUAUUUUUUUAUACAGAAAGUCAGAAUCUUCACGUGUUGCUGCAUCUAAAAGAGGACAGAGUCUGGAAACAUCAGCGCUUAUAAGUCCAGAAAAAAGCUUUUAUUUGUUGCUUUAUUUGUGGAUUUCAUUUUUUAUUUGUUUGGUUGAAUUAAACUUGUUUCAUUUAAAUAAAAUGAUUCAAAGCCACUUUUAGUGAACUGUAGUCCUCAUCCAUCCAUGUAAUAUAAUAAAACAGAAACUAUUUGCCAUGUUUGCACCUCCUCUCUGGACUUUUUGGUAAAACAAAAAAAGAGUUUUAUAGCAGAUUGUUUCAUGCAUGCCCACCUUUACUUCGUGCUCUAGAAACUAAUGGAAUUCUUUUUACCACCCCCCCUCACCUAUAUAUUCUGAUUCUGUCACCAUUAAACCUGCUUCAACAAGACGGAGACAGUGGAUCAGUGAUUACGUCACUUCAGACAUUUUUGUCUCACCCAGUGGAGGAAGAAGACAUGGAGGAUGAAUCAACAUAAUUUCUCCAUCUGCCCCACCCACAGCACUCCCAUUGUAGCAAACACCACGAUUAGCCGCAUAUAAACAACAACACUGAUAGCAGGAGAGAGCUGCUAUCUAGAUGAUGAGACAGUGGAAGAGAAACUCGUGGUGUUUGAUGAGGAGUCUGAAGAGGAAAUACUCAGUUUUCCUUUUUGUUGUCCACAGAAAUGGAAACAAACCGUGGACGGAGAUUGUACAUUCAUGUCAAACUGCUCCUCUAUGCUGUCCAUCCUGCUAAUUUAACAAAUUGCUUUAUGGGAGCAGACCAUUUUCAGCCAAAUGACGUGGAAGCUCCUGCUGCUCCUUGUUAACAACCACGCCCACAAGUCUGACCAAUCAGAUUAUACAAAUUGGUCUGUAGAACAGAAGUUAUGCAAUUUUCAUCCUGCAAGAUGUGAGAAUGGWAAUGUAAAUCAGCUGAAAUGGUUAAUAACAGAGGAAAUGAUGAUUGGUAUAAAAGAACAAAACUAACCGUUUAGAGGAAGGUUUUAGUUAAGCUAAACUAUCGACAUAAAAACACUGGAGUGAGUGUGUUUGUUGUUUUGGCUUACCUUUCUCAUUACAUCACUGCUUUUAGUUAAUAUUAUUUGUCAAUCAGCAAACAUUUUCCUGUUCUGUACUUUGAAAACAUAGAAAUGUAGAAGAAGAAGAAAAAAAUGAGCAGUAGUGUGAAUGUACCUAAAUGUAUUUUUAUCAUUCCUAACUUUUUAGGAAC
Molecule: messenger RNA, 3774 nt
Organism: Austrofundulus limnaeus
Lineage: Eukaryota; Metazoa; Chordata; Actinopteri; Cyprinodontiformes; Rivulidae
Product: protein FAM19A2
Exons: 5
Coding region: 190-612 (140 amino acids)
Molecular function (GO): receptor ligand activity
Source: RefSeq, a predicted model, not a curated record